UUCUUCUUCUGAUUGGGUUAAAAGGCAAUUUAUAACUCUUCUGAUUGAUUACACAAAAGCUCCGUCGGGUUACUCAGCUGUAGGGUUGCUAUGUUUAGGUCUCUGUUUCGGACACGAUCACAGUCACUCGUCACCAUGUCUUCAAUCACCCAGAGAGGAAAUGCAAGGCUUUUGUCUGAAGCUGCUGGUUCACAUUCUAGAGAUAAGAUAUUGGUUUUGGGAGGAAAUGGAUAUGUAGGUUCACAUAUAUGCAAGGAGGCACUCAGACAGGGUUUCUCUGUCUCCAGUCUUAGCAGGUCAGGAAGAUCUUCUCUGCAUGAUUCAUGGGUCGAUGAUGUAACCUGGCAUCAAGGUGAUUUGCUUUCACCCGAAUCUUUGAAGCCUGCACUGGAAGGAAUAACAUCUGUGAUUUCAUGCGUUGGUGGUUUCGGUUCCAACUCACACAUGGUCCGAAUCAACGGAACUGCAAACAUCAAUGCUGUUCAAGCUGCUGCACAAGGAGGUGUGAAGAGAUUUGUGUAUAUAUCAGCUGCGGAUUUUGGUGUCAUAAAUAACUUGAUUCGAGGCUAUUUCCAAGGGAAGAGAGCAACUGAAGCUGAGAUUUUUGAUAAAUUCGGAAACAGAGGAACGGUUCUAAGGCCAGGAUUCAUACACGGGACUCGUCAGGUCGGUAGCAUAAAGCUGCCACUUAGUCUCAUUGGAGCUCCUCUCGAAAUGGUUUUGAAGGUGUUCCCAAAAGAAGUGACGAAAAUUCCUGUGAUCGGACCGCUUUUAAUACCUCCGGUUAAUGUCAAGUCCGUGGCGGGAACUGCUGUAAAAGCUGCGGUUGAUCCCGAGUUUGCGUCUGGAGUCGUCGAUGUUUACCAGAUUCUUCAACACAAAACGACUCUAUCCUAAAACAAUGUCUUGUCCUAGUUUAUGUUCCUACGGAUUGGUUUAACUGUUUGAGAAUUUGAAUCGAAUGUAACCAAACCACGGUCUCUGGUUCUGCAACCAAUAAACUAUGUAUUACUUUUGGAUACUACCAAAGGGAGAGAAAAUAAUAAAUUCAGAAAAUGAAGCA
Messenger RNA from Raphanus sativus (radish), 1063 nucleotides. RefSeq lists its product as uncharacterized. Gene Ontology annotation, cellular component: mitochondrion. Lineage: Eukaryota; Viridiplantae; Streptophyta; Magnoliopsida; Brassicales; Brassicaceae. Bases 91 to 897 code for a protein of 268 amino acids. The transcript has 10 exons. Gene Ontology annotation, molecular function: protein-containing complex binding. The record is from RefSeq and is a predicted model, not a curated record.